Molecule: messenger RNA, 1577 nt
Organism: Musa acuminata subsp. malaccensis (wild Malaysian banana)
Lineage: Eukaryota; Viridiplantae; Streptophyta; Magnoliopsida; Zingiberales; Musaceae
Source: RefSeq, a predicted model, not a curated record
UUCCUUCGAAUUGAUUAGUUAGGGUUCGUCGCGUGCUCAAUCCGACUCGUAGGCGUAUGCGGAGCAGCAGCGGCUCAUGAGGAAACAAACGCAGUAUAAAUGAGUCAGUGACGCGGGAAAGGAGAUAGCAGUCCUCCCAGGAGCUUAAUUUUCCUUUUCCUUCUCCUUUUGAUCGACCGCGGUCUCCCACUCUGGGCUGGAACCCUUCGACAUUGUCAUUGCCAUGGGAAUCAAGGGUUUGACGAAACUCCUCGCGGAUAACGCCCCCAAGGCCAUGAAGGAGCAGAAGUUCGAGAGCUAUUUCGGCCGGAAGAUCGCGAUUGAUGCCAGCAUGAGCAUCUACCAAUUCCUCAUUGUCGUGGGAAGAACGGGUAUGGAAACCCUCACCAACGAGGCUGGCGAAGUCACAAGUCACUUGCAAGGGAUGUUCAAUCGAACUAUUAGAUUAUUGGAGUCGGGAAUAAAGCCAGUAUAUGUAUUUGAUGGUCAGCCACCAGAAUUGAAGAAACAAGAACUUGCCAAGAGAUACUCAAAGAGGGAAGAUGCAACCAAGGAUCUGAACACAGCAAUAGAGACUGGUGACACAGAGGGGAUUGAAAAGUAUAGCAAAAGGACAGUGAAGGUAACUAGACAACAUAAUGACGAUUGCAAACGUCUCUUAAGACUAAUGGGUGUGCCUAUCAUUGAGGCACCUUGUGAAGCAGAAGCUCAAUGUGCAACUCUUUGCAAAAGCGACAAGGUAUAUGCUGUUGCAUCUGAAGACAUGGAUUCUUUAACUUUUGGAGCACCGAAAUUUCUUCGCCACUUAAUGGAUCCCAGCUCCAAAAAAAUCCCUGUUAUGGAAUUUGAAGUUUCAAAGGUUCUUGAAGAGCUAGAACUCAGCAUGGAUCAAUUCAUUGAUUUGUGCAUUCUCUCUGGAUGUGACUACUGUGAUAGCAUAAAAGGUAUUGGAGGUCAAACAGCUUUGAAGCUUAUUCGGCAGCAUGGUUGCAUAGAGAAUAUCUUGGAGAACAUAAAUAAAGAAAGGUACCAAAUACCUGAGGACUGGCCAUAUCAAGAAGCUCGUCACCUGUUCAAAGAACCUAAUGUGAUUAUGGAUGUACCAGAGCUGAAGUGGACUGCUCCAGAUGAGGAGGGUCUUGUGAACUUUCUGGUGACUGAGAAUGGUUUCAACAAUGAUCGAGUUACAAAGGCAGUAGACAAGAUUAAAGCAGCCAAGAAUAAAUCUUCUCAAGGACGGCUGGAGUCGUUCUUUAAGCCUGUUGUAAGUGCAUCUACACCACCUAAAAGAAAGGUUUUGGAAAAAGUGGCCAAAGAAACUUCGACGAACAAGAAGUCUAAAGCCGUGGGUGCAAAAAAGAAGAAAUAAUUGGAAAAUUCAGUCUGUGCUUAAACAUAGCAUCUUGUUGACUGAGCUGACGAGAACCAUUUUGUUGGUUCGUAUUUUGCCGAUCCUAUCUGCACUACGGUUUGGGCUUUUAUGAUUCGACUUGGCCGAACCUGUUUUUUAGUAGUUCUUAAUGGUAGAUGUAGUUAUGUUAAUUUAUUAAAUGUGUUUCAUGGUUUAUUUGUGCUUA